Molecule: messenger RNA, 2016 nt
Organism: Beta vulgaris subsp. vulgaris (sugar beet)
Lineage: Eukaryota; Viridiplantae; Streptophyta; Magnoliopsida; Caryophyllales; Amaranthaceae
Product: putative glycerol-3-phosphate transporter 5
Exons: 2
Coding region: 152-1663 (503 amino acids)
Biological process (GO): phosphate ion homeostasis; transmembrane transport
Cellular component (GO): membrane
Molecular function (GO): transmembrane transporter activity
Source: RefSeq, a predicted model, not a curated record
CUUAUCGCUUGAGCAAACUCUUAUUGUUACUCUACUUCAAUUCACUUCUCUCUUUGCUUAUGAAUUGAGACACCAGUAUUCCAUUGCAACAGCAAGAGAAAGAAGGUGAUCACUAUUUCCCCUGCCUUCCUAGAUCGUAAAAUCUCUAAAAAUGGCACCAAAAUCACCACCAUUUUCCUCUCUCCUCCCUAAAAAUCUCAUCUUCCACCAAACUCUAAUCCUAACCAUCACCUUCUUCGCUUACGCCUCUCUCCACGCUUCUCGCAAACCCCCUAGCAUCGUCAAAUCAGUCCUAGGACCAGAAAUCUCCAUAAAUGGCACCAACCCACUUCAAGAUUCUACCUUUUCUCAAUUGGGUUUAGGUUGGCCUCCUUUUAAUGGCACUUUAGGAACUCAUCGGUUAGGUGAGCUUGAUCUAGCCUUUUUAUCUUCCUAUGCAAUUGGUAUGUUUUUUUCUGGUCAUUUUGCUGAUACUACUGAUCUUAGGUUAUUUCUCUCAUCUGGGAUGUUACUAAGUGCUGUUUUUACUGUUGCUUUUGGAUGUGGGUAUUGGUUUAGUAUUCAUAGUUUCUUAUAUUUUGUUCUUGUUCAGAUUUUUUGUGGUGUUUUUCAGUCUACUGGGUGGCCUUCUGUGAUUGCUGUUGUGGGUAAUUGGUUUGGUAAAUCUAAGAGAGGUUUGAUUAUGGGUGUUUGGACUUCUCAUACUUCUAUUGGGAAUAUCAUGGGUUCUGUUGUUGCAUCUUCUAUGCUGAAAUAUGGGUGGGGUUGGUCUUUCUUUUGGCCUGGAUUUUUUCUGUUCUUGAUUGGGAUUAUUGUGUAUUUGUUUCUUGUUGUGAGUCCUGAGCUCAUUGGCUUGAAAAUUCCAAGCGAAAUCGAGUUGAACUCGAUUGAGGGUUAUGAUCAUGGGGAAGUUGAACGUUUGGGUCUUCUUAAUGAGUCCAAGGAUUCUAAAUCUUUGGAAGAAGUUAAGCCUCUUGAACAGGAGGGAAUGGAUUCGACGAAUGCAAUUGGGUUUAUAGAAGCUUGGAAACUGCCUGGGGUUGCAUCUUUUGCAAUCUGUCUGUUCUUUUCCAAGCUUGUGGCCUACACGUUUCUUUAUUGGUUGCCAUUCUAUAUAAGGCACACAGCUGUUGCUGGUGUGCACUUGUCUCAUGAAACUGCUGGAAUGCUGUCAACCAUAUUUGAUUUUGGUGGUGUUCUUGGAGGUGUUUUGGCCGGUUUGAUUUCUGAUAAACUUGAGGCUCGGGCGAUUACUUCUGUUUCAUUCCUCCUGCUAUCAGUUCCUUCUCUUGUUCUCUACCGUGUUUAUGGGAGUACUUCGAUGUUCACCAAUAACAUUUUGAUGUUUCUUUCGGGGUCACUAGUCAAUGGACCAUAUGCUCUCAUAACAACAGCUGUGGCUGCUGAUCUUGGGACACAGACUGCAAUUAGAGGAAAUUCUCGCGCAUUGGCUACAGUCACAGCAAUAAUUGAUGGAACUGGUUCUAUUGGAGCAGCUAUUGGUCCUCUUUUAGUUGGUUAUAUUUCCACCAGUGGCUGGAAUACUGUGUUUGCAAUGCUCAUUGCUUCAAUCUUCAUAGCAGCAUUGUCCUUGAUUCCUGUUGUGAAGUCGGAGAUAACAGAGAGGAAAUCUAGAAUCCAAAUGAACGGAACAGCUCAUUAAUAAAUGUAUAGCAGAUAGCUUUCCCAUAAUAUAUUGCGAGCAAGGUGACUCUCAGAGCAAAUCAGAUCAACAGACAUGGAGCUCUAUUUUUUAACAAUCCAUGAUUGCAUCAGAUAACCAACAAAUAUACAUCAAUAUUGUCAUUUCAUAGUAUUGCAGAUUUCAUGCUGCAAAGAGGUAUGUACAUUAUUUAUCUCUUUUCACACAGAUCUUAUUCCAGAGGGUAAUACAUGAAGAUAGCUUAAGUCGUGUAAAAAUAGCUUUAUACCCUAGAAUCUCUAGAAGUGUAGUCUGUAUCAUUCUUUGAAGCAUACUUGUUAAUAGACUUCGAGUUACAUUACAAUCGUUUUUCA